AUGGCUGAGCGUGCCCCGGCCCCCCUCCCCCUCAUCUGCCUCCGCGUCUCUCUUAAAGCGCCAGGUGCUCCCCCCGAGCCGCCCCAGCCAGCACAGCGGCCCCUCAAGGCCAAGGGCCCCUCCAAGAAGGCCAGGCUGAUCGUCCGCAACCUCAGCUUCAAGUGCACCGAAGAUGACCUGAAGAGUGCAUUUGCUCCCUUUGGCACCGUCCUGGAAGCCACCCUCCCCAGAAAACCAGAUGGAAAGCUGCGUGGCUUCGCCUUUGUGCAGUUCAGGAACGUCCUGGAAGCGGGGAAGGCCCUGAAGGGGAUGAACAUGAAGGAGAUCAAGGAGCGUCCGGUGGCUGUAGAUUGGGCUGUAGCCCGGGAGAAGUACCAGGCCGCGCAGGCAGAAGGCGUUCCUGCUGAGAAGAAAGUCAGGAAGGCCCAGCAGAAAGGUGCAGGUGGGGGUGAAGAAAAAGGAGGAAGACCGGAGUCUCCGGGGCCAGGAAGGCCUGGCAGGGACCCUGAGCAUCAGAUUCCAGCUGUGGAUGGCGAGGACGAGGAGCAGGAAGCUGGCGAGGAUGAGGAGCAGGAGGUUGGUGAGGACGAGGAGCAGGAAGUUGGCUCGACGGUGCAGGAGCAGGACCCAGGCGAGGCUGGGAGUUCAGAGGAGGAAGAUGAUAGUGUUGAAGAAGAGGAAGGAGGAGGAGGAGGAGAUGAACCUGCCCCAAAGCAGAAGCAGCGCCCCUCUGAUGUGGCAGAGGGCCGGACUGUCUUCAUCAGGAACUUGUCUUUUGAUACUGAAGACGAAGAGUUGGGGGAGCUGCUGGAGCAGUUUGGAGACCUGAAAUACGUCCGGAUCGUGUUGCACCCUGACACGGAGCACUCCAAAGGCUGUGCUUUUGCCCAGUUUGCCACCCAGGGAGCUGCCCAGAAGUGUCUGCAGAUGGCACAGGAUGAGAGUGAGGGUCGGGGGCUCCAUCUGGGUGGCCGCCGUCUCCGAGUGGACCUGGCCGUCAGCCGCGAGGAAGCCCAGCAGCUGCGAAGCACAAAGGCCCGAAAGCCGACUGGCACCCGCAACCUCUACCUGGCCCGAGAAGGCUUGAUCCGGGCUGGCACGAAAGCCGCGGAGGGUGUGAGUGCUGCUGACAUGGCCAAAAGGGUCCGGGUGAGUGUCUCCCUGCGCCUGGGUGAGGGGGGUGACCAUCAGUUUGCCUGCCUGCUGCUGUUGAGGGUGCUUGUCCAGCCUUCCUGAAGUGCCCAGGAAGAAGCCUGGUGCUGGAUGGGGCUGGACACUCUGCCGGCUGGGUGUCUCUGAAAGCCCCCCAGCAGGAGCUGGCCUCACUAUGGAGGGCAGUGCAUCUCCAGCCCUGCAGAGAUGGCUCCCGCAGAAGGGGCUCUCAAAGGCGACCCUGGAGGAGGUCUUCCUUCGGACUGCUCGGAGCGUCCCAGGAUCCAGCUUCACUGAAGGACUGAGGAGUCGGAAGUGGGGGUAGGGGGGUCCGUAGCAGCCCUGUGAGGAGCAGUUUAGCUGCAGAAGAGAAGAGGGAAGGGGGAGAGCACAGCAGCCCCCAGAUAUCUGAAGGGGGGCGUGUGCAGAGGGAGCAGACUUCUUCUCUGUUCCCCAGAGGGCAGGAUCGCAGGGAGGGAAGUUCAGGCUGGUGGUCGUGAGGUUCUUCCUGACCGGUGGAAGUGGCUGCCCCACGAAGUGGGGAGUUGUUCGCUAGAGUCUUCAGAACAAGGCUGGAUGGUCUUCUGUCAGAAAGGCUCCAGCGGACCUUUGCUGGGCAGAGGGUUGGACUCGAUGAGCAAUGCAGUCUGGUGCUUUGAUAUCUAGAGGGUCGUCAUUGGGAGGGAGCGGGCUUGUUCUCUGCCAUCCCGAAGGCAGGACCAGAAUUGGUGGGUGGAAACUUAGGGCAGUUUCUGAUGGUGACAGCUGGAAUCGGGCGCCCUCUGUGGUAGCCCUUACAGCUCUGAUUCUGUCUCAGUCACUUCCUUUCAGGCCCCCUAAGGCCAAGCUCUCUGCAGGGGCUUAGACAAGGCAGGGCCCAAAUGUAGCCGGGAAGCUUGUGGGUAACAUCUGGCCGAAAGCCCGGCCAGCACUGGCUCCCUCGGGAGUGAUUUGUUUGGGCAGAGCCUGCUGUGCGAACGCAGCAGCUGUGUUUCGAUAACCAGACUUUAGCAUGUUGUGCGGACCCAGCUACUCUCACUGGAUUCACACAACACAGUUAACCUGGUUCCCAAAUUGGCCUUUUUGUAGGUUCACACAAUCUGGUGAAGUGUAAAUUAACUUCACUGGAUUGGUGAAGAAGCAGUUGUGAAACAUAGAGGCAUGUAUUGAGGCAGCUUCAGAGGGUGGACAGCAAAGGUCUCCCCAGAGACCCAGGGCGCGAUCAGUUGUUCUCUAAGUACUUUAUUAGAGCACGGCCUCCAAGCAGCCGCAUGUGUCCAUUCCCUUGCACACAGCGCACGGAAGAGAGCGGGCCCUUCUCCUCCAGGGCCCGAGUCGGCAAAGGGAGAUGCCAGCGAGCUCCUGCUGGGAGAAUCUCGGCUUUCCCAGCGCC
Molecule: messenger RNA, 2545 nt
Organism: Python bivittatus (Burmese python)
Lineage: Eukaryota; Metazoa; Chordata; Lepidosauria; Squamata; Pythonidae
Source: RefSeq, a predicted model, not a curated record